AUGGGCCGCAUCACUACCGACCUUCUUCGGCGUCGCGCGGAGCACAAUGAAGGUUGCCUAAGCAACCUGAAGGAGGUGGCACUGCAUCAGCAGGACAUUGAAAGGAUCGAGCUCAUUGGGGACGCGUGUCGUGAGCUGGAGAUCCUAUACUUGUGCAACAACUACAUUUCCCGCAUCGAGGGCCUACAGCAUCUCAAGUAUCUCAAAUAUUUGAACCUUGCUGUGAACAAUAUUACUUACAUCGAAGGUCUCGAGGGAUGUGAGGCCCUGGAGCGUCUGGAUCUGACGCUGAACUUUGUGGCGGACGUGACAUGCGUGGAGCGCCUGCGGGCGAACGCUUUCCUGGACCAGUUGCAUCUUACUGGAAACCCAUGCACGAAGGUGGCCGGGUACCGUGCCUACGUUGUGCACGCGCUGCCGCAGCUGCGUGAGCUCGAUGGAGAAGAGGUAAUUAAGACAGAGCGGCUGGAGGCGCGUCAAAGCAAAGACGACAUUUCAGUCGCUGUGAAUGAGGAGGCACUGCGACUGCAGGAAGCGGAGCGUAUCAAGUCAGAGAUGGUUGCACGAGGCGUUGACCCCUUUCCGCCACGAUACAACGAGAAGGGUGAGCGUUUAUAUGGCCAUACUCCAGAGGAGCGGCUCCAGAUGCUGCGCGAGAAGGAGGAGGAGGAGAGGCGCAAAAGGGAAGAGCAACGGGAACGUGAGCGGUCUAGUCAGUUCGGCGCGAUACGUGAAGAGUUGGAAAGGAAGCCGCAGCGUCUCACUGCGGAGGAGGAGAUAGCGAAGCACGGGCGGCUUCUGCUGAGAAACGAACCCAAACUCCCCUUCACUCUUGACGAGGAAGCGGAUGAUGGUGAAGCAGUUGUGUUGACAGUGAAGGUACCGAGAUUCCUCUCCACAACGCUAAUUGACGUACAAGUGGAAGUGAACUACAUACGAGUGUUUGUUAAGGAGAAACUCAUCCAGGUUCCGUUAAGCCAAGAGGUUGCUCCCUCGGGUGUUAAUGUACAACGCAGCUCGGUGAAUGGUGAACUGCGAAUUAGGAUACCGUACGCACCACACGUUUUGCAGGAGGUUUCUGAGGCGAGGCGGCGGCGACAGCGGUUGCUUGGUCUUCUGAGUGACGAUAAAAAUGAGGAUGGAACCGGGUGA
Molecule: messenger RNA, 1152 nt
Organism: Trypanosoma brucei brucei TREU927
Lineage: Eukaryota; Euglenozoa; Kinetoplastea; Trypanosomatida; Trypanosomatidae
Exons: 1
Coding region: 1-1152 (383 amino acids)
Cellular component (GO): cytoplasm
Molecular function (GO): protein binding
Source: RefSeq, a predicted model, not a curated record